This is a messenger RNA of Telopea speciosissima, 541 nucleotides long. RefSeq lists its product as uncharacterized. Lineage: Eukaryota; Viridiplantae; Streptophyta; Magnoliopsida; Proteales; Proteaceae. The record is from RefSeq and is a predicted model, not a curated record. The coding region runs from base 104 to 541 and encodes 145 amino acids. The transcript has a single exon.
AAAUAGACUGUAUCGAUGCUCAGACUUCAUCACAAUAUUACUCUUUUAACAGCAAUUAGUGAAGAGUUCCUUCUCCAUUCUCUUAAGUCUAUCGAUCUCAACCAUGUCUAGCAAAGAAGAUGAGAGAGCAGGAGCUGAAAUCGUGCGUGGAAAAGAAGCUUGUGAUCGAUUUUCAGAGGAACUGAUAAAAGAGUUAGGAUUCCCUAGUGGUGUCCUUCCUACCGGAGAACUAGAAGAAUGUGGGAGAGUGAGAGCCACAGGUUUCGUAUGGUGGAAAUGCAAGGCCGCGUACGAGCAUUUCAAUGUGGCAACCAAUACCAAGGCAAGUUAUGCUGCUGAGACGACGGCGUACGUGGAGAAGGGGAGGAUGAAGAAGAUGACUGGUGUGAAGAGCAAGCAGUUGAUGAUGUGGGUUCCCAUAGUAGAGAUGUGCAUGGAUGGGAACAAGAUCACCUUCAAGACACCCAUGGGUGUCGGCAAGUCCUUCCCUCUCACCUCUUUUAUGAACGAAGCAGAGAAGAAGAAUUAUCUCAAGCAAUAG